This is a messenger RNA of Closterium sp. Naga37s-1, 396 nucleotides long. NCBI's taxonomy places the organism in Eukaryota, Viridiplantae, Streptophyta, Zygnematophyceae, Desmidiales, Closteriaceae. The record is from the annotation of a GenBank genome assembly.
AUGUUCGGUUCAUCGUGCACUCUCACGUUCGUGUUCGAGCCUUGCCGGGAGGUGGACAGCCCCCCUCUCCGCGUGUGGUCCUUCCUGCUGGGCGGCAGUGACGUGGAGCGCGUACCUGGCGACCCCGCAUUGGCUGACGAGCCCACCGCUGACGUCACCACCAAGGCUCUGUACGACGAGAUCGCGUUCGAGAAUCUUCCAGGAGGCGUGUGGACGCAGGGUUUCCCCCUGGAGUACACAGGGCACGAGUGGGAUGAGGAGCCAUUGCGAGUGCUGGUGGUGCCGCACUCCCACAACGACCCCGGCUGGCUAGAGACGGUGGAGGAGUAUUACAAGUCGAGCACCCGUGGCAUCAUUGACACCAUCGUCAACGCCCUCUCCGAGGUGUGCUUAUAA